This is a messenger RNA of Betta splendens (Siamese fighting fish), 2930 nucleotides long. It is a transcript of the gene fastkd5, whose product is annotated as FAST kinase domain-containing protein 5, mitochondrial. The transcript has 2 exons. Bases 148 to 2577 code for a protein of 809 amino acids. Gene Ontology annotation, molecular function: RNA binding. Gene Ontology annotation, cellular component: ribonucleoprotein granule; mitochondrial matrix. Lineage: Eukaryota; Metazoa; Chordata; Actinopteri; Anabantiformes; Osphronemidae. Gene Ontology annotation, biological process: mitochondrial RNA processing; regulation of mitochondrial mRNA stability. The record is from RefSeq and is a predicted model, not a curated record.
UUGAAGGUUUGCUUAGCUACCGUAUUCUGCUGUCGCAUGUCGUGACGUAACAAUUCCUCGCCUCGUAACUUCAUGCGGCUUCUAUAUGUCCAUGCUUCGUGAAACGUAAAUUGCUGUGUUUGUUGUUGCUUGAUGACAUGAAGGUUUAUGGCUGCCCUUGUGCUGUGUCGACGGGGACCCAGGUUACGGUACGUCCAAGGCUUGGUGAAGGAUUUUACCCAAGCUCAACAUCUAUAUGGAAAACCUAAGCAUGAGACCAAUGAGCAGGAGGGGACGAAAGGGACAAUUAGGCACCGCAAAGCCUCGCUUCACGAACGCUACCGGCUCCAUUACAACCCAUCUUCAUACCAUCACUCUGUGCAGAACUCUGCAGCCACCUGCGGUAAAACUGAUAACGACGAGGAUGGACUCGUCGCUUUCACACCUUCCUUCUGGCAACAAGGCGAUCGCAACAGCGUGAGUUGCUCACGGCACCUUUCCAGCUCAGAAAACACGCUUCUCGACAAAGCUCUCAACAAAAGCUCUGAAGCCGAGAUGCCGUCAGUGUCGCCGCACAGCAGAGUGCACGUACAGCCAAACGUUAAGGUAGAUCCUCGAGCCUUCAUCAGAUGCCGGCCUGAGUAUGCGUUAAUGACCCUGGACCUGGCCCAGCGGCCGGACGCUGUCCCCUGGGACGAGGCCUGCUCUCUUCUACAAAAGGUCACCGGUCUGAAAGGCUGCAUGACUCCAUCUCAUGUGUGUCAGUUUCUUGCCGAGCUCGGCCGCGUGCACCCUGACAAGACACGGGUAGUGUGGAGUGACCAGCGCUUCAUCAUGCUCCUGCGGUAUUCUGUGGAGCACCUGCCCAACUUCUCUGAACUCCAGCUGCUAGAGGCGCUGCGGUCGUUUGUGUGGCUCGAUAUGCCAUCGGCGCACACUGUGCUCACGCUGUAUGAGGCAGAGCUGAGCCACCGGGCUAGAAACAUGAGUUUACACCAGCUGCUGUUGGCUGCUGACAUGUGGCGCAGUAUUGGGAGGCAGUCGCCACAGUUCUUGGGGCAUCUCUAUGACUUGGUCCAUCAAAACCUGGGACAGAUAGGGGUCUCUGAGCUGGUGCAACUGUUGUAUUUAAUGGGUGAGAAUAGGGAGUGCCCCAAAGGCCUUAUCCAGUCUGUAGAGCAGCUUAUCAGAUGCCAUUUAAAUCAACUGCACCAUGAGGAGGUUGGCACUGUGUGCCUGGGACUCUUUAAAUCCAAAACAUCCAUAUCUGCAGAUACAGUGACUCAUCUUGUUGAUAAGGCCCAAUCCGUGGUGAAGGAGAUGAGUGACUUUGCUCUGGUGAAUGUCAUGAAAUACCUGCGCUUCAGUUACCUGUAUCACAAGGACUGGAUGGAGGCUGUGGUACAGGAAGUUCCCGCUCGAGCCAGCAGGAUGGGUGUCCAGGGGCUCAUGCAUGUGGUACUGGCCUGUUCAGCGCUGCAUUACCGGAAUGACAACAUCCUCACCGCUGUUGCUGACAGAGUGCCCUCGCUGUUGCCACACUGCAGGAGUAAGGACUCAUGCAAACUGCUGUGGGCGUUUGGCACAAUGGGAUUCGACCCGUCCGUCUCCGGUCAGAGUUCAAGCUUCUAUCCAAGCCUUAUAGAAUCCGUGAGACAGAAGCAAGCUGAAUUCCAACGAUACCCAGAGCAUCUGCUUACUGGUCUUCUAGGCUUAGCCUUUGUGUCCCAGUUUCCUGAGGACCUAAUUGCAUUAGCCUUGAGCCCUGAGUUUGUCAACCUGUGCCUGAAAUUCACGCAGCUGGAUCUCAGAAAAGACAUGUUCACCUUAGAUGGGGUCGUGGCUCUGGAGUUGCCUCAGUGGACCGGUCCACGGCUAAGCCAGGAGCUGAGGGAGGAGGUGGCUCAUAUGCUGUGGUCGUUCGCGCAGUCAGAUAUGUGUCAGAAACCAGAAGUGCAGGAGGCAGAGGCUGCUCUGCAGCAUAUGCUUGGAGGAGAGGAAUUUGUCUUUAAGAGAAUGAUUCUUCCACACACGCGCUCUAUUGACCUUGAAGUACAUCUAGACUCCACUGGGCGGCCUGUACCUGUGAACAAAGCUUCACUAUCUGCUAAAAAUAGUUCAUCCAAAGUAACCUCAAACACAGGUAGGGGGAGAAUAAAUAAAGGUGUAACAAUAACAGAAGAUCUUUUAGCACAGCUGGUCAAUACCAAAAACACCACCCAGACUUUAAGCCACCAGGCAGUUAAACCUGCAUCUGUUCACAGAUUAGAACCCGAUGAAGGUAGGAUGCAGUUUGCCACAGGACUGGACCUGACCAGUGACAUUAUAGAAAAUCUCAUCAAGCCGAGCAGUCGAAGCUCAGCUCCGCCGGACUCCAACGGCAUCGUCAAACUUGCGAUACAGGUUUCCAACAGAAACCACUAUUGCUACCAUUCCCAGCAGCUGCUGGGGCUUCAUGCUAUGAAGAGAAGGCAGUUAAACUUGGCAGGGUACAGGGUUGUGGAGCUUGAGCAUCAUGAGUGGUUCCCCUUGCUGAGGAAAAGCAGGUCUGAGAAGCUGGCGUACCUGCACUGCAAAGUCUACGACAGCCUGAAAUGACAGAGAAACACCAGCCAGUAUUAAAUUCUCUAAAUCCACCUGUUCUGAAGUAACUUAAUAGCUAAAUGAUAUGCUUAAUUGCCCAUGACUGAUGGAUUUUGGUGUUAUUAGAUUCCUGUUUUUUCUUAACCAUCAUAAAAAUGUAACUUCCAACUGAAUUUAAGUUUUCGUGCAUUGUGGCUUUUCAUGAACAGCAAACUCAAAUAUGAACAAUAAUCCCACUGACUGGGAGGUCAGUCCUUUCCUCUAUGGUGUGUGCUGGAUUUACCUUAAUUUGGACGAUGUCUGCUAAAAUGGCAUGUUCACUUAUGUGUAUUGGUAAUUAAAUUUGUAUUUCUAUGCUAUAAAAAUAA